AUGCAAUACUACGCGGAGUUAAUCCUUUGCUUUGUCAUAUUAGCUGUGACGCAUGGUGUCAGACAUGAGAUUCUCUCCAUUAGCGGCGAGGACGUCCUUUUGCGCUGUGCUGCGUCAGCUAAGCCCGACGUCCAGUAUCGGUCGGUGAUAUGGUACAAGGUUAUUAAAGAGCCUUCCAGGCAGUUAACUGGUCUUGUAAUGAAGAAACUGACUCAAAGCAAUAGCAAAGUUAAAAAAUAUAAAGGCGUUGAACGAGAUAUAGAGUUACUCGAGGACUCAAAGUACCUUCUUCUGCCCAAUGUGACUACAGAAGACAGCGGUAUAUACAGCUGUUUCCUUUACGCUCCCCUCGGGCAUCAGAACCAGGAAGGCGAGGUGCAUCUAAAGGUCUGUGAGCAUCCUAAAGUAGAGGAAAUGCAAUCAACUAAAAACGAUACAAUUUAUGUUGUGGUGGCUAUCACAGUACUUGUGUUGGCACUCCUCAUGCUGUGCAUAAGCUAUGUUUGUGUUAGGAAUGUACCCCAAGGCAGCAAGAAGCUCACUAAAGACUUUCGGCUGAAAAUGCCUCAUCAAGGCAAGAAAUUAAUCGUCACUUUGCAGUCCAAAAAUGUGGUUUGCAAGACCUUACCUGAAGUCUAUGUGUGAUAGUAGAGUCAGUGCUCAGAAGAAAUCACACAAAACUUUCCGGAUGGGUCACCAAAAGUGAACAGAGCAAGUUCAGAAGAGGACUAUUCAGGACAGAGCAAAGAGAGUGCUUGUAUAGUUACCUAUACAAGUUUGUGUCUAAUGGUCAGCAUAUGGCAAAAACAUACAUGCAUGAAAGUUUCAACAUCAUUGAUACCAUCAUUUGAGAAAUGCAUCUUUACAUCAUGGAUGUUGAAGCAAGAUAGAAACGCACACAUUUUAUAUAUAGAAAUCGUGCAUGCUUAAUGAAGGAUGCUUGUUCUUGAGUAUAGACACCAUGGAAGAGGAGUGACCUUGUGAUAGAAUUGUGUUGAAUGCUGUUAAAUAAUAGGAAAAUCCCUUGACAAGCACACCUAAACACACCAAAUCAUUCAAUCAAUAGAUUAUAAAAAAGAGGAAAGUCUUUUAAAAUGCUGGGGGGAAAACUAUAUUCUGUGUAUGAGCAGAACUCAUAAAUAUGAAAAUAUUAUUUUUAUAUUCAUUUUAUUUAUUUAUAAUGUUUAUGAUGCAUUGUUAUCGUACACAUGCUUAUUGAAUCCCAGAAUCAGUUGUUUGAGAAAUGUUAUUACUCACAUCUUCUGGUAAAUUAUGUUAACACCAAUAAAAA
Molecule: messenger RNA, 1291 nt
Organism: Xyrauchen texanus (razorback sucker)
Lineage: Eukaryota; Metazoa; Chordata; Actinopteri; Cypriniformes; Catostomidae
Product: sodium channel subunit beta-2-like
Exons: 5
Coding region: 1-645 (214 amino acids)
Source: RefSeq, a predicted model, not a curated record